This is a messenger RNA of Aspergillus pseudotamarii, 1557 nucleotides long. RefSeq names its product cytochrome P450. The record is from RefSeq and is a predicted model, not a curated record. NCBI's taxonomy places the organism in Eukaryota, Fungi, Ascomycota, Eurotiomycetes, Eurotiales, Aspergillaceae. Gene Ontology annotation, molecular function: iron ion binding; heme binding; oxidoreductase activity, acting on paired donors, with incorporation or reduction of molecular oxygen. The transcript has 4 exons. The coding region runs from base 1 to 1557 and encodes 518 amino acids.
AUGACUCUGCUUCAGGUGGUCGAGACAAGCCUUAUCCUUCUGUCGCUAUGGACUGCCGUUGGAGCGAUCCGCCGUCUCUUCUUCCAUCCUUUAUCCCACAUACCAGGUCCCCGACUGGCCGCACUCACCUGGUGGUAUGAGUUCUAUUACGACGCCGUCCAGCCCGGGCAGUACGUUUUCAAGAUCCAGGAACUUCACAAGCAAUACGGGCCCAUCAUCCGCGUAACCCCGGAUGAGAUCCACAUCAACGAUGUCGGUUACCUCGACACGACCUACGCCCCGUCCAUGACCCGCCUCGACAAGUAUGAUUACCAACUGCGCACCUUACGUGUUCCCGGUGGUGUCGGGACUACCGCCGAUUAUUACCUUCACAAAAUCCGUCGGGAUGCGCUCACUCCCUUCUUCAGUAAGCGCAAUGUCCUCUCGCUCGAAGGCGUGAUCACCGAAAAGGUGAACCAGUUGUGCGAUUUGGUCGCCAGACAUGCGGCGACGGAAAUGCCCAUCAAUCUAUCGGACGCGUUCUAUGGAUUUUCCAAUGAUGUGGUCAACAACUUUUUAUUUGCCCACGAAACCGACGUGCUCGCGGAUGAACAGGAGGCGGCCAGACUCCGCCACAACAGUCACGAGCUGCUCAAGGGAAUCAACAUGAACAAGCACUUCCCAUGGAUCCCCGAUAUUCUCGAAGCACUACCUCCAUCUCUAACCAGGCCCGUGAUGCCUCCGGGGUUAAUGGACAUGCUCGAGCUCUUUGAUAGAGUCCGCACAGAAUUGACCACAAUCAUGACGGCAAAAGCAUCCAGCUCCCCGAGCGAGAAAAAACCUACUAAUCCAGGAGCCAAAGAAUCCGUCUACGAAUCCGUCCUUGACAACCCAAACCUCCCCGCAUCCGAAAGAUCCCUCCUACGCCUCGAACAAGAAGGCGCAUUACUGACCCUCGCAGGAACAGAGUCCCCCGCCCAAACCCUAAACAUUAUCUUCUACCAUCUCCUCGCCAAACAAUCUCUGCUCGCCAAACUUCGCAAAGAACUAAACACCCUGCCGAGCCCCUCAACCUGGACACAACUCGAGCAGCUCCCGUACCUCUCCGCCAUCAUCGAAGAAGGUAACCGACUCUCCUUCGGCGUGACCGCUCGCGCAGCCCGUAUCCAGCACCAGCCCAUCACCUAUACCCCAUCCACGUAUGUGACCACCCCAGGCCCCACGCCCAGAUCUUAUAUCCUCCCUCCUGGCACCCCAGUUACUAUUACGACGUUGAGCGCACAUACGGCCGAAUCGGUCUUCCCAGACCCGUAUGUGUUCAAUCCCGAGCGCUGGUUGGGCGACGAAGGUCGCGAGCGGAGGAAGUUUCAGUUGGCAUUCUCAAGGGGCGGAAGAAAGUGUUUGGGGCUUGAGCUUGCAAAGGCCGAGCUCUAUCUUGUGACUGCUGCGCUGGUGCGGAUGUUUGAUUUGGAGUUGUGGGAGACGGAUGAGAGAGAUAUUUCUUUUGAGCAUGAUUAUCAUGUUGCGAUGCCGAGGGAUGGGUCAAGAGGGGUGAGGGUUGUGGCUAAGGUACGUUGA